Molecule: messenger RNA, 180 nt
Organism: Paracoccidioides brasiliensis Pb18
Exons: 2
Coding region: 1-180 (59 amino acids)
Source: RefSeq, a predicted model, not a curated record
AUGCAGAUGAGCCCCAAUGUUGGACGUCAUGAUGACGACGCCAUGGUUUUCAAGUCCAUUGUCGACUUUCUGGAGAAGAAAUUGGCAUUCAGAUUCGAAUCUGCUGAAAAUUACAGUCUGGCACAGGAGCUGCGCCAUUGUCAUGACGGACUCUUUGGCAAACAGGAUCCCCUGGAUUGA